UUCAGUCUUGUGCGUCUUUGCUUCAGUUCUUGACCGCAGAGGAGAGAAAAGUUGGGAAGCUUCUUCCUACACUCCAUUGGUCGCUGUGUGUAAAAGGUGGAGGGGAAAAAAAAGCUGAAGUCAGAGGAGGAAGUGAGGAGGAGGAGGGCCCAGAAGCAGAUCGACGGUGUGAGCUGACACUCCAGACUCGGGGACGAUUCCAGCGCCGAGGAAGUUUGGAGGCUCUCGUUGCUGCCUCGGGUUCUUCCUUCAGAGCAGUAAUGCGCACUCAGGGGCGCCGGAUUUCAGAAACCUCGCUCCGUGUCUCCCGCUCAGAAACGCGCCGUGAGAGGUCCAGAGGAGUCACGCACCUCUGCGGCCAGCGCCGACACAGGUAGUGGGAAAGAAACAAAAAAAAAACGGAUCCCGGAAGAACCAGUUCUGCAGGUUUAUUUCUAUAGAUCUGAUUUCAAAGCGAGAGAGGACGCACAUGCACUUGCUUACUCUUUUGAGCAAGUAGAUAUAUUUUUUAAAAGUUUUAUUUUAUGUUAUUUAUUUAUUUUUUUAAUGGAAAAGAAGAAGAUGUCCGAUUUUAUGAAGAAAUGGCUGUGCGUGGCGAUGGACGUGGUGUGCGUUCUGCUUGCAUCCCUGCCCUCCAUCAUUUUGACGGUUAGGUUCAAGCCUCAUCAACGGGGGAUUCAUUGUGACGACGAGAGCAUCAAGUACCCGCUCAAACCAGACACCAUCUCCCACAGCAUGAUGGGAGUCAUGACCAUCACCUGCACUGUCAUUAUUAUCUCCUCUGGAGAAGCUUAUCUAGUCCACAAAAACUUAAUUUACUCAAAUUCAAAGUUUAAUCAGUAUGUAGCAGCGCUCUACAAGGUGGUGGGAACCUUUGUGUUUGGAGCAACUGUCAGCCAGUCGCUCACGGACAUCGCCAAGUUCACAAUCGGCCGUCCGAGGCCUAACUUUAUGGCCGUAUGCGCGCCGAAGAACUGCACGGGAUACGUGCUGGAAAUCAACUGCACAGGCCAGUUGCACGAAGUCACAGAGUCGAGAUUAUCUUUUUACUCUGGACACUCCUCCUUUGGAAUGUACUGUAUGCUCUUCCUGGCGCUCUACGUGCAGGCCAGACUUGCGGCCAAGUGGGCCAGACUUCUGCGGCCCACCAUCCAGUUCUUCCUGGUGGCCUUCGCGGUGUACGUGGGUUACACCCGAGUCUCUGAUUACAAGCACCACUGGAGCGACGUGGUGGUGGGGCUGCUGCAGGGAGCUCUCGUUGCCGUGCUCAACGUUCGCUUUGUGUCCGACUUCUUCAAGAAGCGCCAGGCGCAUGGCUCGAGCCCAGACGCGGGGAGUUGCGAGGAGCCGGAGAGGAAACCGAGCCUGCAGAUUGCAGACGCUGAGCACGGCAACCACUGCGGCUACCGCAACGAUCCCGGCCCGUUGUGAAGAGAGGCGUCGGCUCCCUUGGCUUGCAGCCUGCAGACACCCAAAACCUGUGCAAUAGGUUCCCGACGCAGGAGCCGCAGCUCCCUUUGUGCGGUCUGCUGCUUUUAGUUCAAGUCUCGAUUCCAAUUCUGGAAACGUUCCGAUUUUUUAUUUUUUAUUUUUGACUUCAUGAGCUCAUCAGCUCCUCUUCUCCCUUUUCAACCACUCACUUUGCAUCUGCUCCACUGGAAUGAUUAAGACGGGACGCCGCCCCUGUCAAGGAAAACACAAUAACCUCUGCUUCCCUUGUAAAGGAGAAGAGAGUGCAUUGCCUUCCAAGCAUCUUUCUUGAAGUUGCAUUUAGAGGACUCCAAACUCACUGUAGCAAAGCUGUAGUUCAGUGUAACCACGUAGAAUAAUUGUUGCUCAUAUUGUCGCAAACACAUUACACUCAGAAGGUACAGUGUGUGCCUUAUUGCAAACUUGUGAAAAAAAAAUCUCUGAUGUCCUCCUUAUUGCCUGCUUCUGAGAAAUCUGCAUUUGUUCAUUUAUAUCCAGUAAGCUAACUAUUCUGUAAGACGAGCUUUAUUUCGCAGGUUGGUAUUGGAAUAUGUGGCUGAAAUUCAAUUUUAUCAACCUGAAAGAAACCGAUAUCUCUACAAGUAGUUUUUCAAAGUGAUUAAAAAAACAGUAAAGUAGUGUUAGAAAAUUUUGCUUGCUGAAGCUUGCAUUUGUUCCGGUGUUUUUCAAUUUUGUGUGUAAAGAUUUGACCUGUUCGCAGUGAGAGAGAAUUACAGCUCAAAUAUGAACGUGUGUAAAAGAUAUGGUUUGGUUUACGUAUUAGCAAGCAUUUUUAGCGCACCUUAAACUGCUCACGAGACGAGACAAUGUAGCACAAGUUGAUGUAGCUGGAACUGUGUAUCUGCACACCGCUGUGCCCUCAGAUUGGUAAUCAUCUGUCUUAACUUUCACUAAACAAUAUGAGCAACAACUUGAUACUAUGCAGGACUAGACUUUACUAAGAAUAAAGGAUUACCUUCAGUGACGCGAAACUGAACCUUUAAGAACGGAUGAUGCUUUAAAGCACAUGGUGCAUCUCAAUGACCUUGAAAUUCUUAGAUCAGGUAAUUUAAUAAAGUAAUCCAGAUCAUAGAGCUAAGCUCGUAUGGAUUCAUCAAAUACAGUGAUGUUUCAAACUUCUUUUUUUUUUCAACCGAUUUUUAUGAUUACGGCUAACAGAUGUUGGUCCAUGCGUUCCCAUAUUCUACAGUAUAUGUAUAAUUUGGUCAUUGUUCAUUUUAAAGGAAUAACUGCAUCAUUGAAAUGUGGCAUGGGGCUUUUUGGUUGUCAGGAAACCCAGGCUGCUUUAAUGGCUUUCAGCCCGUUUGCAAUGUUGAGCCAUGUGUCUCAGUCAUUCGCCUGAAAAUCCUUCAUAUAUUCUCUAUAGGAUUUUGAUCAGGCAAGAACUUGCAGGCCAAUCCAGCUCUGUAAUACCAUAGUAAUUAAAGAAGGCAUCAGUACUUCUGGCAGUGUGAGUAGGUGCCAGGUCCUGCAGGAGGUUCAAAUCUGCAUCUCUGCAUAGCUCAGACAAAAGCAUGAAAUGCUCUAAAAUGUUAUGUUGGGAUGGAUUUUAGACCACUUGACAAUAGUCUCAAUAUUUUUUCUCUUUAGCCUGGGUGAGACAAUACUGAUAUCUGGUUCAGGAGUAUUUUAGCACUUAACAUUUUCUAAGACUGACUUUGUUUUGUUUUUAUUUUGUUUGUUUUUAGCUAAAAGCCGUAAUCAUUAAAUUUAGCAUUUUUGCGUCAUAUAUCUAUAUAAAACAAGGUUUACUUUUUGCAUGUAAAUGUUGAGCUAAAUUGCCAUUUAAUAUAAUUAUAAAUCAUUGAGAUGCAUCUAUGCACAUGCUUUAUGCUCUUUAAAAUAGAUAUGCUGUAUUAAAACUGAUUCUUUGAAUUUACAAAGCUUGGGAGUCAUUUCUCCUCGUGUUACUUUUCCUCAUGUGGGACAAAUUGGACUGCAGCGGUAAAGUUAUUGAUGCUAACAGCUUCCAGUUCAGUGCGACUUGAUGCACCACACUGCUACCACUAUAUUGCUCAAGACAUUGGUUGAAAGUUUGACCACCAACUUUUCUUUUUCUUGUUUAAUUUUCUUGUUUGAUUUUACGAAUAGUCAAAGAAGGACAAGACGGCCGUUUGAAAAGGCUGUUUUAUUUAUGCGUAAAAUAAACUUUCUAUACACUUUGUACAAGGCUGGAAAUGCCAGUUUUAUUGAAGUUUGUCUGUGCAAUCACAUCUGCUUGCCACUAUGAGCCACAAAUACUGUAUCUACUAAUGCUAUGAGACUUUAUAAAGGAUGAUUGUGAGUGUAUAUAUAUAUAGCAGGUUUUUGCUUGUGUACUUUUACGUCUGUAUAAUUCUAAUUCCAUAGUUGUGUUUCAGCCACUCGGGCUUGUCUAUUUGAUUCAGUACCCGGUCUAGGACAGUUGCCAUGGUUGGUCUUCAGAACGAUUGUUAUUGUUGUGAUAAUGAGUGACAGGCUCAACUGGGUUUUUAAAGCUGGUAAAACUGCUCUGCUCAAAUUUUGAUCUCCAUUCGCUUUCUCGUUUUAAGGUUUGGAAUCCGGUUUUGGGCCAGUCUUUUGUGACGAUCACUGCUGGAUUGAAAAUAGAUCAGACAGACUACUAAUUUCACAGGCUAGAUGUAAAAUAGACAGAGACAAAAGUGAAGAUGGAGAAAAUCCGAUCUAGUUGUCAUUGUUCCAUUUGGACAAUAAAGUCUGAAUUGUCUAAAAUCCAAAUUGUAUCAACUUUAAUGCCCCCUGAAGUCAGAAUACUGACUUGGAAUGAAAAAAAAUGUUCUUGCCAAGUCUGACCUCAAAAUCCAACAUGGCCGCCAUACAUACAUAGCAGUGGUAGCUGUGGUAAUCAAAGGUUUAGCAGCACGCAUAGCAGCUUGUAACUCUUUAAAUCUCUCUCACACUCAAUACUGUACAGCCUCUCUUAAAGAAUAUGUUGCUAUGGUAUUUGAAUGUUCAAAAUGAGAGGAAAUUUAUUGUUUUGACCCUUUAUAGCUAAUUAAUAUUAGUUUGGUCACUAAGUACAACAGUUCCCAAAUCCCACUGCCUUUCCAGCUUGUGUCUAACACAGUAAAGUUGACUGUGGCAUAAUUUGGGAUCUGAAUUCUGACUUUUGAUGAAGAGUCAACAACAACAGAUAUUGGUUGUGGUGCUUGGUUCUGCCCUUUCCUCUUUUUAAUAUACAUAUUGCACAGCAAGACGAGCAUCACAGAUAUAAACAAGAUUUAAACAAACUAAGAGUUUUAACAGGUUAAAGUGUCCAGUUUUGUCUAUAAGCUUCACAUACAUUUUAACGUGUGUCAACUUGUUUAUAUUAUCUUUGCUUAGGUGUAGCCUGUAGAUUAUGUCUAUGGUCUUCAACCUGGAUAGUUUUAAAUAAAACUAUAUUCCACCUUAAAA
Poecilia reticulata (guppy) is the source of this 4887-nucleotide messenger RNA. It is a transcript of the gene plpp2b, whose product is annotated as phospholipid phosphatase 2b. NCBI's taxonomy places the organism in Eukaryota, Metazoa, Chordata, Actinopteri, Cyprinodontiformes, Poeciliidae. Gene Ontology annotation, biological process: phospholipid metabolic process; signal transduction; phospholipid dephosphorylation. Gene Ontology annotation, cellular component: plasma membrane. Gene Ontology annotation, molecular function: phosphatidate phosphatase activity. The record is from RefSeq and is a predicted model, not a curated record.